Messenger RNA from Diatraea saccharalis (sugarcane borer), 3976 nucleotides. The record is from the annotation of a GenBank genome assembly. Lineage: Eukaryota; Metazoa; Arthropoda; Insecta; Lepidoptera; Crambidae.
AUGUCAACAGAAGGAAGCGGCGAGAAUUCCUCGACUGUACCCAGUUUACCUGGAGCUCCAGAGCAAACUUAUCUUUUCCCCAAAGCGAAAGGGCAUUCGAGAUCAAUCAGCCAUGGAGGAACACCGAUGCUUGCUGGAAAUCCAGCAGCUGCGCGACCACUCAAAUCCGCCCUUCGCGGUCAUCAGCGUGCCUUAUCGCAUGGACAAAUUGGCGAAGGUCCUCGUGCAGCAUCUGGACCUGGACACAGCCGCACCGGUAGUCGCACCGACUUCAUAUUGCCCCCGGGACACCGCGAGCCUGCUCCUGUUAGCGCUCAGCCCCGGUUGGGUUCUGUGCGUGCUCAUCACUCUCGUCAAGCUUCACGUUCUGAUUCCAUAUAUACCAUACGACGAAACUCGGUUGUAGCGCCAUGGCGACGUGCGGUCUUUUGGUUAAUGCGCCGACAACAACCUGCUAUAGAUAAUCGUCAUUUUGUAGUUAUACCUAAUCACUUAGUGCCUGAGAAAACACCUCCAAAAGACCAUCCCAAUGGCCAGCGAUGUGACAAUAAAAUCAGGACUACAAAGUACACCCUUCUAUCAUUUCUACCAAAGAACUUAUUUGAGCAAUUCCAUAGAAUUGCAAAUGUGUAUUUCAUAUUUAUAGUGUUGUUAAACUGGGUGCCAGCUAUCAAUGCAUUCGGAAAAGAGGUGGCCAUGUUGCCUGUGGUGUUUGUGCUUGGAAUAACAGCUAUCAAAGAUUUAUUUGAAGAUCGAAGAAGACAUUUAUCAGACAAGAGGAUAAACAACUCAUUUUGUAGAGUUUAUAAAAAAUCCGUAGAGCGGUACGUGAGGGUCAAAUGGCGAGACGUCAGAGUAGGAGACCUAGUUCAUCUGUCGAACAACGAGGCUGUACCAGCAGACAUGGUCCUAUUGCACUCUUCCAAUCCACUCGGCAUCUGCUACCUUGACACAUGUAAUCUGGACGGAGAGACUAAUUUAAAGCAGAGAAUCGUCGUCACUGGGUUCAGGGAUAAGCAAACAGAGUUCAAUCCGCUAAAAUUUAGAAGUUCCGUUGAAGUAGAACGGCCGUCCACUAAAAUAUAUCGAUUUACUGGCACCAUAUCACAUCCCAACGGAUCUCGUGUCCCGCUUAAUUCCGAAAAUCUACUGUUAAGAGACUGCACGAUCAAAAACACUGACUUUGUGGAGGGAAUAGUCGUCUACGCUGGCCAUGAAACGAAAGCUAUGCUCAAUAACGGUGGACCAAGAUAUAAAUGUUCCGGUUUGGAAAGAAAGAUGAACACAGACGUAAUAUGGUGUGUUUUAGUGCUGCUUUUUCUCUGCUGCGCUGGCGCGGUCGGUUGCAAAGUGUGGUUAGACCAAUACAGUCCUCACAUAGUUAAAUUUACACCAUUUAUUCCGAACUCGGGGAAACCGGCUUACGAAGGGCUACUCAUAUUCUGGACGUACAUAAUAGUGCUACAAGUAAUGAUCCCAGUAUCUCUGUACGUGACGAUUGAGAUGACAAAACUAUUACAAGUGUACCAUGUACAUCAAGAUGUAGAAAUGUUCGAUCCUCAGACAAAUACACGAGUGGAGUGUCGAGCAUUGAAUAUAACAGAGGAAUUAGGGCAGAUCAACUAUUUGUUUAGUGAUAAGACGGGUACGUUGACUGAAAAUAAAAUGGUGUUCAGGAGAUGUACAGUGAACGGAAUGGACUAUGACCAUCCGCCUGGUCCGCCCGCCGAGCCCUCACCCGAACUUCCGCCCAUCGUUACACCUGUAACCAACGUUUCACCAAACAGAAGAAUGUUGCAGCAUUUACUCGACAAUAACGACGCACAGCAUACUCAAAAAGUUCGCGAGUUUCUGUUGAUGUUGGCGUUAUGCAACACGGUGGUGGUGAGUCAACCCCACGUGGACAACAUGCAGCUAAGCGGCUCUAACUCUGAACAGAUACAAAAACCAAUGCGCGCCAACGGCACUUUGCGAUCUAACGAUAAAUACGCCCGACUUACCGAAUCCCGUUCCACGACACCUUCGCCUCCACCGUCGACCACAUCACCUCUACGAAUACGACUACCCAAACUGCCCUUCGGAAGUCGGGAGGAAACCAGCAGCGAGCCGAGCACUUCUGCUGAAAAUACGUUCGCGAGAUUUGAAGCGGAGAGUCCAGACGAGCUGGCUCUAGCAGAAGCUGCUUUAGCGUACGGAUAUGAAUUACGCGGGCGCUCACCCGACGAAGUUGAGAUCGGUAUUAGGGGCGAGGUCUCCCGGUUGAAAGUGCUGCGAGUACAACAGUUCGAUUCCAACAGAAAAUGUAUGUCCAUCGCGCUGCGAACCCCUAACGGACAGGUCGUCUUGUACGUAAAAGGUGCCGACAGUACAGUACUGGGUGCAUUGGCUCCAAUGCGUUCAGGAUCACCAGAGGCGUCCGCUUACGAGAGAACUCGCUCACUGUUGUCGGAGUAUUCCCGCGCGGGUCUGCGUACACUGGUCAUGGCUAAACGCACGAUGCAGCCAGCGUUGUGGGAAGAAUGGCUGGCGGGACAUGUGCGAGCCAGCGAAAUAGGAGAAGGACGUGACAAGCGCAUUCGUGACUCACUCGCGCGAUUAGAGAGUGCCCUAACGUUAGUCGGCGCGACCGGUGUAGAGGAUCGGUUGCAAGAGGCUGUACCUCGUACUGUGCGCGCGUUGCUAGACGCCGGUAUCAUAGUGUGGGUACUCACCGGAGAUAAGCCGGAGACUGCCAUCAACAUAGCUUAUUCUGCUGCCCUAUUCUCCCAGAGCGACCGGCUGUUACAUCUCAUGUCGCGAGACAAAGAACAUGCGGAAUCAACGAUCAAAAGCUACCUGGAGGGUGGCGCGGGUGAAACGGCAGGCGGACGCGCACUCGUAGUGGACGGUCGAACGCUCACUUACAUACUGGACCGACGCUCGGGACUAGUGGCGCCCUUCCUGUCACUGGCGCGACGCUGCUCCGCCGUACUGUGCUGUCGGGCCACACCGCUGCAGAAGGCAUACAUCGUUAAGGCUGUAAAAGAAGAAUUGGGCGUCACUACACUCGCGAUUGGAGAUGGCGCUAACGAUGUGUCUAUGAUACAAACGGCUGACGUGGGAAUUGGACUGUCGGGCCAAGAGGGGCGACAAGCAGUAAUGGCGUCAGAUUUCGCGUUGUCGCGGUUCAAGUUUCUUGAGCGGUUGCUUCUAGUACACGGCCACUGGUGUUACGACCGCCUCGCUAGAAUGAUACUGUAUUUUUUCCUCAAGAAUGCUACAUUUGUGUUCCUGGUGUUUUGGUAUCAGCUGUACAAUGGAUUUUCAGCAAUGGUCAUGAUCGACCAAACGCAUCUCAUGUGCUAUAAUCUUAUAUUCACCGCUAUCCCACCAAUUGUUAUAGGCGCGUACGACCGCGUGGCGCCAGCGACGUUACUGACUGAACGGCCGGGUCUAUACGGUGCGUCACGGCGCGGCCUCGCUUACCGCACGCACUCGUACUGGCUGGUACUCGCCGAGAGUAUCUACAUCAGUCUCGUGAUAUUCUUCACCGCGGCCAGCGCGUACUGGGACACCGAUAUCGGCAUAUGGACGUUCGGCACAUGCUGUAUGACAUGCUGUCUCGUCAUUAUGCUCGUGUACGUCGCCAUCGAGACUAGGAGCUGGACGGUGAUCCACCUCCUCGCCUUGACUGGUUCACUUCUUUCAUUCUUCAUAUUGACCCUGAUCUACGAGUCGGUGUGUGUAUCUUGCUUCAACCUACCGUCGACGUACCACGUGAUGCAUCACGCAAUUUCCGAUCCGACUUACUGGCUAGUCGUCAUACUCACCACAGUGGCGGCGCUUAUGCCCAGACUAGCGUGGCGCGCAGUACGCAACUCUGUAAGGCCGGGCACACUCGGCCGCGCGGUACUGGCACGCCGCCGCCCGUGUCUACAGGUCAACAGACGAAGACGGUCUGCAGAAGACUACUACGGAGGUAGCGGCCAUCACGUGA